Plodia interpunctella (Indianmeal moth) is the source of this 1312-nucleotide messenger RNA. RefSeq names its product mitochondrial translation elongation factor Ts (gene mEFTs). Gene Ontology annotation, molecular function: translation elongation factor activity; protein binding. Gene Ontology annotation, biological process: mitochondrial translational elongation. Lineage: Eukaryota; Metazoa; Arthropoda; Insecta; Lepidoptera; Pyralidae. The record is from RefSeq and is a predicted model, not a curated record. The transcript is spliced from 5 exons. Gene Ontology annotation, cellular component: mitochondrial matrix. Bases 258 to 1214 code for a protein of 318 amino acids.
GUCUAGUAGAAGUAUACUGCAUCCAUGGUCUAAGUAAUAUUCCACAAUUGGAUUUCAUUUCUAGGUUAUGAAAUGAUUUGUUUCCAGUGAAAUAUUAGCGAAACAAAAUAAGAUGAAACACGCGUAAAUACCUAAGUGUAGUAGAACAAUAAAAUUCUCAAAAAGUUAACUUACAGUUUUUUACUCAUUACCUGUUCCAAGAAUCACAUAAGAACUUGAAAAGGUGAAAUAGGAGUCUACAAGGUUACAAAAUCUGAAUGAAGCAAAAAUUUGAAUAUUACUCAGAGAUGAUAUUCCAGUUGGUGCGAAGGCUCCACUUCAGUCCUGUGUGCCAGGCAGCCGAGUCCUCUCUUUUGGCAAAACUGAGGAAAAAGACAGGUUACACCAUAGCCAAUUGCAAGAAAGCUUUAGAAAUGCAUAACAAUGAUACUGAUAAGGCCGAGGCAUGGUUGAAUGAACAAGCCCAGGCUAUGGGUUGGGCUAAGGCCACAAAGCUGGCCGGUCGGACGGCACUUCAAGGCCUUGUUGCUGUCAAAUUUGACACCAAUCAUGGAGCCUUGGUGGAACUCAACUGUGAAACUGACUUUGUGGCCAAGAAUGAGAAGUUCCACAAAAUGAUAGAAGAUGCAACAGCUGCCUGCUUCAAGUUCUCCCAUACAAGUUUACAAUCCAAAGGCCCAGUGACAAAGAUGGAAUUGGACAGUGAACAGCUAGGAAAUUUGGCGCUUGAAGGUGGGAAAAAACUUUCUGAAGUUCUGGCCCUGUUCAUAGGCUCCGUUGGUGAAAAUGCGGUCCUUCGUCGAGCGGAGUGCUGGAAGACAAACAGUAAAGACAUAAAAAUAGCCGGCUACACGCACCCCGCGCCCGCGCACCCCUCUGAUUACUCGGCUGGGAAAUACGGCGCUUUACUGGCGUACAGGCAGAACGGUGAACAUGAAGACAUCGGUCGACAACUGUGCCAACACAUCGUCGGCUGCGGCCCGAAGAAAAUCGGAAACAAAGAAACUGAUAAACCAGCUAAAAACUUAGAUGAUGAGACAUGCCUUAUAUACCAAGAAUAUUUACUAGACCCUACCUUAACAGUCGAAGAAGUAUGCGAGCAAAACAAAGUCGAAAUUAUAGAUUACAUUAGAUUCUCGUGCGGAGAAGCCGUCGAGAACAGUAUGCCGGGCGUAGAGAAGCAACCAUUGGACACAGUUCAAACAUUGCAGUGAGUCUAGAAAAAACGUACGGAGCAAUUAUUAUGAAUUGUGUUAAAAAUUAUGUUAGUAAUUUAUUAUGCGUCAAGAAAUAAAAACGCUUUAAAAUCGUU